Molecule: messenger RNA, 1950 nt
Organism: Cryptomeria japonica (Japanese cedar)
Lineage: Eukaryota; Viridiplantae; Streptophyta; Pinopsida; Cupressales; Cupressaceae
Product: homeobox protein knotted-1-like 2
Exons: 5
Coding region: 489-1778 (429 amino acids)
Biological process (GO): regulation of DNA-templated transcription
Cellular component (GO): nucleus
Molecular function (GO): DNA-binding transcription factor activity, RNA polymerase II-specific; DNA binding
Source: RefSeq, a predicted model, not a curated record
CUUCUCAUGAUUUUGUGGGGGAGAAAUACGUAGGUAGUGGUGACAUUCUCAUUUAGCUGUCCUUUGACAUCAAGGGAAUCAAAGAUCUGCAAUACAGGGCCUGAUAUUGUUCAAUAAUGUACAGCCAUCAUGUACUUAGACUGUACUUUAAAGGCAUUAACAGAGGUAUUUUCUCCUAGGUUUUGAUUUGGGUAAAAGUCUAGACAAAAAGAGGGAACAAGUGGAAAUGGGUUUGAUAUCCAUUGGGCGGUCACCUACCUAGUGCACUUAUUGAAGAAAGUGAGAAAGAGAAUAUGGGGUAUGUGGCCUCCACACAAGUAAAGCAGUACUUUUGGGAGCAAUAGGAUGUGAUCAGUCAGGACAGAAUUAAUUUUGGAUUUGAGGUUUUUGUUGUUUCUUGUCAAUCAAUUACUGCGGUGUGAUGGAGAGCAAUAAUAUCAUUGAGUUAGGAAGUUUGAGUGUGGUGUAGUGGAUUAUUGUUACUGGGUAUGGAAAAUAUGAAUGCUGCUCUUCUUUAUGGGGUAUAUGGAGACAAAGGAGGAAUAGUAGGAGCAGGAUUAGGUUCCAUGAUGGCCCUCAUGACUGAACAGGAUCAAGAACGGGAACAGGAAGCUUCUGCGAGCUGUGAAGGCAUGAUGACCACCGUGACCAUUACUCCACCACCACCACCGCCACCACCACCACCAUCUCAUUCAUCGUAUACCCACAAUCAUGUGAAUGGUCUUCUCUCAGCUUCAACCAUGUUUCAUGGAGGACAGGAUUCUCCUCUUUCUGGUCACAAUCACCAUCAUCAUUCAAAGCAUCUUGUCGGUGGUCAUUUCCAAGGUGGACAGUUGGGUAUGAAUCACAUGGAAGUUGACAGAAAGUUUACAGGAGUAGAGAGAAGGCCUUGCCGGCCAGAGCCAUCUUUGGUAGUAAGAGGUGUGUCUGAGUUUCAAUAUCAGCAGCAAGAAAAAGAAGCCAUGGGAACAUCACUGGAAGUGGAGAGUGCUUCUUCUACUGAACCCAGAGCUUCUAUUGAUCUAAUGAAAACUAAAAUAGCUGGCCAUCCUGAUUAUCCUCGCCUGCUGGCAGCCUACAUGGACUGUCGAAAGACUGGGGCUCCUGCUGACGUUGUAUCUGCGUUGGAGGAGAUUAGUGAGGAGAGACAGCUUGAGAGACACACACCCACAAUGAGUAUUGGAGAAGAUCCAGAGCUUGACCGAUUCAUGGAGGCCUAUUGCGAAAUGUUGAGAAGACACCAGGCAGAGCUCGCCAAGCCUUACAAAGAAGGAAUGGAGUUUAUAAACAAGAUUGAAACCCAACUCAGCUCAUUAAACAUUAAUGUGAUCAGAAACUCCUCUCCAGGCUACUCGUAUGAAAGACAAGGAUGUGGAUCAUCAGAAGAGGAAUUGAGCUGUGGGGAAGCUGAGGUGAAUGAACUUGAUCCUGGUGCCCAAGAAAAAGAGUUGAAGGAUCAACUUCUACGAAAGUACAAUGGAUACUUCAGCACUCUCAAGAAGGAAUUUCUCAAAAAAAGGAAGAAAGGAAAGCUCCCCAAAGAAGGAAGGCAAAAGUUGCUUGAUUGGUGGCAUCUCCAUUUUAAGUGGCCAUACCCUUCGGAGACAGACAAGAUUGCUUUGGCAGAAAGUACAGGUCUGGAUCAGAAGCAAAUAAACAAUUGGUUCAUCAACCAACGUAAACGUCACUGGAAAGCUUCAGAUGCGAUGCAGAUCAUGGUGAUGGAUAACUUAAAUCCUCACACAGCUUCCUUUUUCAUACAUGAUACAGAAGGCUGAAGGAUCUCUUGUACCUUAUGUUCUCCACAUUUUACUCUAUAUGAAUGAUGUCUCUUUCUUUUUCAAAUGUAUAUCAGUAUCCCUAUAGUUACUGUCUAAAUGGCAGUUCUAAUGUCUAAUCGAUUAAUGUACAGUUUCAAGCAAUUACUUAAAUUGUUUUUUUUGUACUGAA